Molecule: messenger RNA, 1539 nt
Organism: Phyllopteryx taeniolatus (common seadragon)
Lineage: Eukaryota; Metazoa; Chordata; Actinopteri; Syngnathiformes; Syngnathidae
Gene: adma
Product: adrenomedullin a
Exons: 4
Coding region: 167-685 (172 amino acids)
Biological process (GO): positive regulation of heart rate; adrenomedullin receptor signaling pathway; adenylate cyclase-activating G protein-coupled receptor signaling pathway
Cellular component (GO): extracellular region
Molecular function (GO): adrenomedullin receptor binding; hormone activity
Source: RefSeq, a predicted model, not a curated record
CCUGUAUAAAGGCUCCCAGUCUGCUGUGUCGCUAUUAGCAGAGUGACACAGCUGCCUUCCACAGCACCAGUGGCAAUAUUCCCCAAACCUGUGGAAUACUCGUCGGUCUAUCUGAGCGGGAAAACCAAGAGCUUUGUCAUCCCAGAGAGAAUUCGCAGGAGGGAAAAUGAAAGUCAUCUGGCAGGCCUUCCUCUAUUGCUGCCUGGUGGCCACAGCGGCACACUGUGCGGAACUCGAAGUGAAUCCCGAGUUAAAAAAGAGGCUCAGCAUACACAGGCUCGGGAGCAGACUCAGACGGGAUCCGGACAGCGACACCGCCAACUCCGAGCGCCUCGUCGGGCGAGAGGUCGUCGGGGAUACCUCGCUGCCACGUCCCGGCAGCGAGACCGGCGUGCGAACCAAGAGGUCCAAAAAUUCCGCCAAUCAGCCACGAAGACAGGGCUGCUCUCUGGGCACCUGCUCAGUGCACGACCUGGCGCACCGCCUGCACAUUCUCAACAGCAAGCUGAAGACCUGCAACGCCCCCACCUCCAAGCUCAGCCCGCACGGAUACGGCCGCAGACGCCGCGCCCUGCCGGCCCGUAGACUCGCGCUGAGGCUGGAGCAAGGCGAGCUGCUCAGGCCCGUGCGGAGCACCGCUGACUCCCAGGUCCACAAGCUGGAGGCUCUGCUCAGGCAGACAUGAACGGGACUUUGCGAGAAGCAAGAACAAGCCAAGCCGAGGGAGUCUCGGCGUCCGGGUGCUCUCCGCUCCGUUCUCAAAUUCUCCGAACGCCUCUCAGAUUUACCAAGUCUCCUCCAGGUCCGGGGACCAAGUCAGAGCAAAAUCUGGCCGCACUGAGUUUUCUUAAAGAGCCGAGCCGAGCCGAGCGAGCGAGCGAACGACUGCAAACACUGGAUAGAACGGCGCGGAGCCAGCGCAGGUGCCGCUCGCUCUCCGCUCGGCAGGGUGGGCCCCAAAGACUGUCGACUCUUCCCGAAGCAAAGCGAGCGCACGUCCUCCGGUGCCAAAGAGCGAGCGCUCGCCGUUCCUCCUCUGCUUUGAUAGAUAAGCGCUAAUUAGGCUGCAAGGAUAAAAAGCCGUGAGCACUUUUCCACUUGGACUCGAGCGAACCAUCAGCAGAAGAUGACGUGCGUCGCGGUGCCACAACAGGGGACAGCCCGCCCGCAGCAACUUUUGGCCGCUGUAUCGAGGAAAAGAAUUGUGGGAGUUGUGUGCCAGUCCACGAUGGAUGGAAAUAUACUUGAAGUUGCUAUUUGUACCGAAACACGUGCAAUCGAGAGUUUGAAAUACUGUCUAUGUAUAUAUGAAUUCAUCUAUUUAAUAUGAUCCAGAAGUUCCAUUUCGAUACUCAUAGAACUAUUUUUGUACAGAAAUUAAUAUACGGUAUAUGGGCAUUGUAUUUGUCAUUAUUCCUUUGCAGACUGUGGUCAUAUGAUUUGAUUUGCUAUAUUCUAGAUUUGCAAAUGUCUUCUAUUUUAUUCGUGUUCAAGCAAUCCUAUUGUCACGCAAUAAAGCUUUCGCAAGCAAAACCUUGA